AUGACUCCCUCCGCCCCCGCGAUCUCCGCGCCGGGGCUCUUCCGCGCGUUGGCGCUCGCGCUGAGCAUCACGGCGCUUUUCCUGGAGGCGAACACCGUCGAUUUUUACAACGACGAGUUCCUGUCUGGCCUGCUUUCCGCGCGCCCUCAGCUCGCCCGUGUGAGCAUCGGCUCCCCACGCUUCACCGGAUCGCCGCACUUUCGAAUCAGCACGAGGGCUGUCGAUAAAUUCUUCCGCGUCGCGCCGUCGCGCCUGCAAGAGCUCUCGCUGCGUGAGUGUCUCGGCCACACAACGAAGCUUCCUGCUUCCGUCGCGUCGCUGUCGUCGCUGCGCGUGUUCCGCCUAUGCUCCAAGGUUCUCCGCUCGUUGCCCGCCGAAAUGUGCUGCAUGUCUGCCCUGCAGGAACUUCAUCUAAACUGCCCGUUGCUGCAGCAGCUGCCCGAAACUUUCGGCCGGCUAACGAGGCUGGAGCACCUUUCGUUUACGGACUGCACGGAAAUGCGGCGCCUGCCGGACUCGCUCGGCGAUCUCUCCUCGCUCACCUCUCUCCACGUCGACGGCUCCCGCAGCCGCAGCAGGUGCGGCAGGCGGUACGCCGACCAAUCAGCACUCGGCCCGUCUCUGAAGCAUCUUAUCAUCUGCAUGGGCACUCCCGGGAACGGCAGGCUCGGCGGCACGCUCUCCACGCGUCUGUGCUCGCUGCUCUCCCUCACACACCUCUCCAUCGACUGCCUCACCUCCUCUUCCCACCUGCCCUCUUCCCUUGGUCAUGUCACCAACCUCCGCUGGCUCUCCCUGCGUGGCACAUGGCUCUGCCUGCCGCUCUCCCUCUCCCGCCUCGCCCCGUGCCUGCACUCGCUGAAACUGCACUACAGCGGCAGCACGACAUCGGAAUACUUACAGCGCGUGCUGCCUUCCUUUCUCUCGAAUCUCACCUCCCUCACAAACCUCCACCUCCGCAACAUGCACGUUCCGUCCCCCCGCCCUCCUUGGCGCGUCUGCACGCCCUCCGCACGCUUCACCUAG
This is a messenger RNA of Closterium sp. Naga37s-1, 1026 nucleotides long. The record is from the annotation of a GenBank genome assembly. NCBI's taxonomy places the organism in Eukaryota, Viridiplantae, Streptophyta, Zygnematophyceae, Desmidiales, Closteriaceae.